This is a messenger RNA of Rhinocladiella mackenziei CBS 650.93, 726 nucleotides long. RefSeq lists its product as uncharacterized. The transcript has a single exon. The record is from RefSeq and is a predicted model, not a curated record. Bases 1 to 726 code for a protein of 241 amino acids. Gene Ontology annotation, cellular component: membrane. Gene Ontology annotation, molecular function: hydrolase activity, acting on carbon-nitrogen (but not peptide) bonds. NCBI's taxonomy places the organism in Eukaryota, Fungi, Ascomycota, Eurotiomycetes, Chaetothyriales, Herpotrichiellaceae. Gene Ontology annotation, biological process: carbohydrate metabolic process.
AUGUCAAUCCUCUUCCUCUUCCUCAUCGUCUUCUCCUUCAUCAUCUUUCCCCUCCUCUACAUCAUCUACAAACCACCGGCAUGUCUGAUCCAGCUCCUGACACGCCGUUGGCCCGACGUCCUAUUCCAACUAUCGAUAAAGCAGAGGAUCGUCGCCCUGACCAUUGACGACGGUCCAUCUCCUUAUACUUCAGCGAUCCAACACAUUCUCGACACCAGUGGCGCAAAGGCCACAUUCUUCGUUAUCGGGUCUCACAUCCCUGGCCACGAAAACAUUCUCACAAACCUAAUCCUCAAUAACCACGAACUAGCUAACCAUGCCGUGCGCGAUGAGCCGUCCCGCUCUCUCCCAACGGCAGAGUUGAUUUCGCAGAUCAAAUGCGUCGAGUCACAAGUCGGCGCAAUCUAUGCUUCCCUGCACCGGCAGGCGGCGCAACCAAGGUAUUUUCGUCCCGGCAGUGGAUUCUUCAGCACCUCGAUGCGUCAAGUUCUCCGUGAUCUCGACUAUCGCCUCGUAUUGGGAAAUAUCUACCCCCACGAUGCACAGAUUUCUUUCUGGAGACUCAACGCCUGGCAUAUACUCUCCAUGGUGCGGCCCGGCGGCAUCAUUGUUUGCCAUGACAGGAAGUGGACGCCGUCGAUGUUGAGGACCGUCCUGCCUGAGCUGAAAAGGAGGGGAUACGAGGUCGUCACCGUGACUGAACUGCUAAAUGCAGCGGAGUCGUGA